Molecule: messenger RNA, 846 nt
Organism: Arachis duranensis
Lineage: Eukaryota; Viridiplantae; Streptophyta; Magnoliopsida; Fabales; Fabaceae
Product: probable xyloglucan endotransglucosylase/hydrolase protein 23
Biological process (GO): carbohydrate metabolic process
Molecular function (GO): hydrolase activity, hydrolyzing O-glycosyl compounds
Source: RefSeq, a predicted model, not a curated record
AACACAACCAUCUUCUCUUCUCUUCUCUCCUCUCAUAUUACUAUCAAACUCUUUCAAUUCAUCUAUUAAUUCUCCAUAUAUAUAUACAUGGCUUCAUCAAAAGUAGUAGUGCUUGUUGUUCCCUUACUUGUGAUGAGCUUUUGCAUGGUGUCAUGUUGGGGUGGUAACUUCAACAAAGACUUUCAGAUAACAUGGGGCGAUGGUCGUGCUAAGAUACUCAACAACGGGAAUCUGUUGACCCUGUCCCUUGACAAAGCCUCUGGCUCUGGUUUCCAGUCCACCAACGAGUAUCUGUUUGGCAAGAUCGACAUGCAACUCAAACUUGUCCCUGGAAACUCUGCUGGCACCGUCACUGCCUAUUAUCUAUCAUCAAAAGGAGCGACAUGGGAUGAGAUUGACUUUGAGUUCUUGGGGAAUUUGAGUGGCGAUCCUUACAUCCUUCACACCAAUGUCUUCAGCCAAGGCAAGGGUAACAGAGAACAACAAUUCUACCUUUGGUUUGACCCAACCGCAGAUUUUCACACUUAUUCUAUCCUCUGGAAUCCUCAACGCAUUGUAUUCUCCGUGGAUGGAACCCCUAUAAGGGAAUUCAAGAACUUGGAAUCAGCUGGUGUUCCGUUUCCAAAGAACCAACCAAUGAGAUCUAUUCAAGUCUGUGGAACGCAGAUGAUUGGGCUACAAGAGGUGGACUUGUUAAGACUGAUUGGUCGAAAGCUCCAUUCACUGCUACCUACAGAAACUUCAAUGCCAACAAUGCAUGCAUCUGGAAGAACGGAAGAUCAUCAUGCAAGAGUUCCUCAUCAUGGCUGUCACAGGAGCUUGAUUCAACGGGUUUGCAGAGGCUGA